Molecule: messenger RNA, 2382 nt
Organism: Rana temporaria (common frog)
Lineage: Eukaryota; Metazoa; Chordata; Amphibia; Anura; Ranidae
Gene: ZBTB8B
Product: zinc finger and BTB domain containing 8B
Exons: 5
Coding region: 371-1759 (462 amino acids)
Biological process (GO): regulation of transcription by RNA polymerase II
Molecular function (GO): protein binding; RNA polymerase II cis-regulatory region sequence-specific DNA binding; DNA-binding transcription factor activity, RNA polymerase II-specific
Source: RefSeq, a predicted model, not a curated record
UCUCUGUCCCUUCUUUGCAGCGCAGCAGUCGACUUGCAUGCUGGGAUUUGGAGUGCAAGAAGCAGCGAAUGCGAGGGUUGGGGAUGACCAGGACACUACACUUCCCAGGAUUCUCUGCGUCUCUCUGGCGUUCUAUUGGCUGGGGGGAAAUUGACGUAGACUUGCAGGAAAGUGUGGUUGCACCGUGUAAGGGCUGGUUGAAAGGUCUUGCCAGGAGCUUAUUGAUCUUGUACGCGCUCUUUGAAGAAGUGACUUGACCUUGUAUGCAUUGCCAUCGUUUUUGGCCUUGGCCCUUUGAAGCUCUCCUAAUUGUCAGAGCAGUAUUUUGCUGUUCUUUCUAAAGUUAUUCAAAAUUGCUCAUCUCAGAGUCAUGGAGAUGCCGUCAUAUUACACCAAACUUCUUGGAGAGCUGAAUGAGCAGCGUAAGAGAGAUUUCUUCUGUGACUGCAGCAUCAUUGUGGAAGGUCGAAUAUUUAAAGCACACAGAAAUGUUCUAUUUGCCAACAGUGGUUAUUUCCGGGCCAUGUUAGUUCACUACAUUCAAGACAGUGGAAGGCAUAGCACUGCCUCUCUGGACAUUGUCACUUCUGAGGCCUUCUCUACCAUCCUGGAUUUUAUAUACUCAGGGAAGUUAAACCUGAGUGGAGAGAAUGUAAUUGAGGUUAUGAGUGCAGCAAGCUACCUCCAAAUGACUGAUGUUGUUAACUUUUGUAAGGCUUACAUACGGUCUUCCCUUGAUAUCUGCAGGAAAAUGGAAAGAGAGAGUUCCUUUGGACAGGCUGAUAGUGGGAGUGAUGGUAUAAGUGGUGGUAGAGCAGCGCUCGGAAAUAUAACUGUAAAAACAGGUCAGGGGGACUGUCAGAAGGAAGCACCCUGUGGAGACUGUAGUAGCUGCAAUUCUGAGGAAUUGACGGUGAAGGAUCCCCCAAGUGAAGGCUCUCCAGAAGAAAAAAGUCCUAGUAAAGCAGUGGAACCCAAAGAGGAGUUUGAUUCUGAUGUUGUGGAAGUAACAGAAGGUAUCCAACCAUAUCAGAUACAAUCUGGCAUGGAGCAGGGUGAAGAAAGUCCACAGGGUAGCUCCAAUAUGGACCUAACAUGUAAUAAUUAUCAUAUGAAACAGUUUUUAGAGGCUCUCCUCCGCAACAGCUCUGCACAGAGAAAAGAGGAUCAAGGGCAUCAUUUCCCGCGUGAUUAUGAGUCCCGACAAGAGGAAGGAAGUGUUUCAAUGAGUAAUAUGAUGGACAUUCAGGGGGACUGGUAUGGUGAAGAUACAGGUGAUGUUUUAGUUGUUCCAAUCAAGCUUCACAAGUGCCCCUUCUGUCCAUACACUGCAAAGCAAAAGGGAAUUCUGAAACGUCACAUUCGAUCACAUACAGGAGAGCGCCCUUAUCCAUGUGAAAUCUGUGGUAAGAGGUUCACACGCCAGGAGCAUCUGCGGAGCCAUUCACUCACUGUUCACCGAUCCAACCGACCCAUUAUUUGUAAAGGUUGCCGCCGUACUUUCACCAGCAGUCUGUCCCCGGGUCUAAGGCGGUUUGGCUUGUGUGAUAGCUGUACUUGUGUCACUACAACAAAUGAAGAUUCCCACCAAGCAAGUCAUGCAGAAGGUGCAUCUGAAAGUAUGGACAAGGAUGAAGGAGAUGGAGAUUGGCCUAUUUACAUUGAGUCUGGUGAUGAGAAUGAGAAUGAUAAUGAGAAUGAAGUGGCUGAGGAAGACGUUGAGGAUAAAGAACAAAUACAUAGGGAGGUACUGAUGUGACCCACUAGAAAAUCCAUGCAGUUACCUCUCUAUGCAGGCCAUCUAGGUAGCAUUGUACUAAAUGGCUUAGGCCGUCCUAUUUCUGCCACUACUGAGACCAUCUCAGUGGUCAGCAGGUUCAUUGCCUCUUUGGCUAUGCACUGUGCUGCUGGUCCAUUAGCAGCAAAACACUUUCUAUUUUACACAUUUCUUGACAUUUAUUUUAGUGCUGUGCACUAUAUUUCGGCAUUAACUGUGACUUCACCGGACUUUUUAUUGUUGACGUUUGUGUCAUGGAAAGAUCAGCUGUUUAUUACAUUGCAAGAAUGCCUACCAGACUAGCCAGCGUACAAAAGAUAUAUCAGCCUCUGUUCUUUUUAAUGCCUUUUUUUUUUUUUUUUUAUACUACAGUCCUAUAAUUUAAGGCAGUCAAAAUGCCUUACUCUCUUUGCAACUUGGAGGAAUAACACAUGGUGUUUUGGACGUUUUAGGCAUUGGACAUGUGUAUAUGUAUAUUUUGCACAACUAGAAAUGUCCAAAAAAUAUAUGAAAUUACUUUGUGGUAAUCGUUCCUAGAAUUAGCAUUUAACACCUUUUCAGAAAAAGAUGAAUGUGUUUGCAUAAAGGGAUUUUUACAAACUUAA